Messenger RNA from Rhodotorula graminis WP1, 870 nucleotides. RefSeq lists its product as uncharacterized. The coding region runs from base 1 to 870 and encodes 289 amino acids. Lineage: Eukaryota; Fungi; Basidiomycota; Microbotryomycetes; Sporidiobolales; Sporidiobolaceae. The record is from RefSeq and is a predicted model, not a curated record. The transcript has 5 exons.
AUGAGCUUCAUCGCCCGCAAGGUCGGACGCAAGUACGCCGCAAACCAGCUCGCCGGCAUCGAGCCCGAGGACCCGCACUACGAGCAGUACACCGACCAGCGGGGCAAGCAGCGCAAGCGCAAGCGGCCCCUCCCCGCCGGCCUCUCCAAGCGCGACGAGCGCGUCCUGCGCUCCGUUCGCCGGCGCGCCCACUACCUCGACAAGGGCUUCUCGAUCUGCGGCUUCCGCUUUGGCUGGACCGCAGUCCUAGGCCUCAUCCCCGGCGCCGGCGACAUUGCCCAGUUCCUCCUCGGGUACUCGCUCGUCCUCGCCAAGUGCAAGCAGGCAGAGCUCCCGGCCUCGCUCGUCCAGCGCAUGCUCUUCAACCAGCUCGUCGGCCUCGGCAUCGGCCUCGUCCCGCUCGUCGGCGACCUCGCCCUCGCCGUCUUCAAGGCCAACUCGCGCAACGCGGCCCUCCUCGAAGACUUUCUCGUGCGCCGCGCCGCCAAGUCGGCCUCGAGCGGCGUCGGCGCACCGGCACCGACCGCGGCCGACGAGGAGGAGCUCGCCCAGGCGGCCCUCGCCGGCGGGAGGAUCGACCGCCGCACGGGCGAGAAGGUCGGCGGCGCAAAGUCGGCCGCCGUCGCGUCGCACGACUCGAGCGGGACCGCAACGCCGGCAGCGGCGCCGCCGCCGCCGCAGCGCACGACGGGCGUCGGCGCAGGAGCGGGAGCAGGUGCGGGCGCGGCCACCUCGUCGACGGCGCCGGCGCCGGCGCCGCAGCAGCAGCAGCCGAUGCAGGCCCCGCCCAACAAGUUCUACGGCUGGGGCGGAGCGAGCCAGAAGGGCGAGACCGGAGCGGCGGGUGCAGCAGGUGCGGGCGGGAGGUGA